Molecule: messenger RNA, 1395 nt
Organism: Nelumbo nucifera (sacred lotus)
Lineage: Eukaryota; Viridiplantae; Streptophyta; Magnoliopsida; Proteales; Nelumbonaceae
Product: peroxidase 72-like
Biological process (GO): response to oxidative stress; hydrogen peroxide catabolic process
Molecular function (GO): peroxidase activity; heme binding
Source: RefSeq, a predicted model, not a curated record
CCCAAACCCAUCUGAAAUCUUCAUCACAAACAGCCUUGAGAAAUCCUAGCUAUCUAUAUCUCGUUUGGUUUGAAAAAAGAAAUAAUGGCUCUCUCCAAGAGCAUUCUCCUUCUUUCACUUCUUGCCCUGUCUCCGCUGUGCUUCUGUCAGCAAAGCAAUGGCGGCCUCUCCCCGCAAUUCUACGAUCACUCCUGCCCGAAAGUUCAAGAGAUCGUCAAGUCGGUUGUCGCAAAAGCAGUCGCCAAAGAAGCUCGAAUGGCUGCUUCAUUGCUGAGGCUCCAUUUCCAUGAUUGCUUUGUCAAGGGCUGUGAUGCAUCAAUACUGUUAGACAGCAGCGGAGGCAUAAUCAGCGAGAAGCGAGCGAACCCAAACCGCAACUCAGCACGAGGAUUCGAAGUCAUUGACGAGAUAAAAUCUGCAGUGGAGAAGGAAUGCCCACAAACCGUUUCUUGCGCUGAUAUCCUGACUCUUGCUGCUAGAGACUCUACCGUUCUGGCUGGGGGUCCUAGCUGGGAGGUUCCCUUGGGAAGAAGAGAUGCCAAAAGUGCUAGCUUAAGUGGCUCUAACAACAACAUUCCCGCACCAAACAAUACAUUCCAGACUAUUCUCACUAAGUUCAAGUUGAAGGGGCUGGACGUCGUCGAUCUCGUUGCCCUCUCUGGGAGUCACACCAUUGGAAAUGCUAGAUGCACCAGCUUCAGGCAAAGGCUGUACAACCAGACAGGCAAUGGACAGCCCGAUUACUCGCUGGACCAGUCAUAUGCGGCCCAACUGAAGACCCGUUGCCCGAGAUCCGGUGGUGACCAGAACCUCUUCUUCUUGGACUUUGUUAGCCCGACCAAAUUUGACAACAAUUACUACAAGAACAUUUUAGUUUCGAAGGGGCUGCUAAAUUCGGAUCAGGUCCUCUUAACAAAGAACGAAGCCUCCAUGGAUUUGGUGAAGAAAUACGCAGAGAAUAGCCAAAUUUUCUUCGAGCAAUUCGCUAAAUCCAUGGUUAAGAUGGGUAACAUCUCCCCCUUGACGGGAUCCCAAGGGGAGAUCAGGAAGAACUGCAGGAAGGUGAAUUAACAGUCUGAUUAAUUAGCUUAGCUUAGCUUAGCUAGGCUCAACUUAGGUCAACAACUUUCGCCUUUGGGAUUGAUUGUGGCUCAUAGACCUUAGACAGUAAUAAUAUAUUCACGUACUCCAUGUACGUGCGCCAUUUUGUUUUCACUCUUCAAAUUUCAAGUCUGUGAUUCCUAUUUCGUAGAUGAUGGUCUGCUAGCUGUGUUGUUAUUUGUUGAGUGUUAAUCCAUCGAAAAAAGGAUGGCCUUUUUGUCAUUGUAAGUUUGCGGAUUUUACUUCGGUCAAUGGAAGUAAAAGUAGUGCGUUUCAGCCGUUGUAAUUUGUAAA